ACAAGACUCUAUAGCCGCCAAGUGACCGGAAAGGUGUGUUUCAUCACAUGCAUGAAACGCAGGCAAUAUUUAGAAGGAAUACAAACAUUUUAUAUUAGUUUGCGAAAAUCUGUCUCAAAGUUAAGAUGUCUGCAAUCGUGAGUGGCGUAUUAAAUUCCACCAUCGGUUUAUUGUGCAGUAAACUACGAGAUUACACUGCAAAGAGAUUGAACGAAGGUGACGCAAACGAUGAAAAAUGCAGACAGAUCAUUGUUCGAGAACUCGAUGAUAUUAAAUCGAAACUCGACGGUCUGUCCAGAAAGGAUCUACUUGCCAGCCUCAGUUUUUUCAAAGAAGGUGUCACUAGAUUGUAUACUUCUCUAGAGACAUCUGUUGAAUCUUGUGAUGGACCCAGCACCUCACAAGCACCCGUAGAAGACCAAUCUGAAGUCGAAGGUGCAACAGCGAUGAUUCCAGUCACCCAAGCUGAACACGAUAUCGUACAAAGGAUUUCUGAACUUUCCGAUCUCAUUGGGAACUUAAAAAUCGCAUCACAGGAUCGCUACAAAUCAGCCAAGGAGUCUUUAAAAGAAGCAAAAAGACUAGCAACCGAAGCAUUCAACAAUGCAGCGUUGAGCAGCGAAGAUAGAUUAAUGGCAAGCAAACUUCGUAUUGCCAGCAGAAUCCUCGAAUGCCUAGACGAUCCUGAAGCAGCCGUUCGAGAUUGCUUACUCUAUCUGAAAGAGCUACACGAUUUACCUGCCGUACAAGCAAUGUUUUCUGUAUGGUACGAUUCAGGUAAAGGGAUUACAUCCCGCUUACGAGCUCGCUUCAACAAAAAGAAAAGGAAUGUCAACGUAGAUUCGAUACAAAUGAUCAAUGCGUUAUUGAUAGAUCUGGCUACGAAAUUUACAAACAUUAGCAUGGGAUCCGGAUGUUUAAGCUGGCCUACGAUAAAGAUUGGCAAAGAAAUUUAUCACCCAAUUUUGAACAACAAUGCAGUUUUAGGAGAAAGGGAAAAGAACGACAUGCAAUUUACUUGGAUCUGGAAGCUUCCUGAGCGUAUUGAUUACCAUGGUUGCGCGCUCACUGGUAAUGGAGAAAUACUAUCAUUAAGAUCAAAUCGCAUAAGUCUUACACUCACAAGAAAAAACGGUGAAUGCGAGUUGUUUUGUACCAUUCCCUCAGAAAACGAUGGAGAUAUCCUGAACGAAAUACGCUGUCUUGCUGUCGAUGAACAUGAUAACGUAUACACCGUCAUUGAAAUCCCGUCCUGCUACGAAAAUGUUCCAACGAAAUACAAAUUAUUAACCUUUGAUGCGAAUGGGAACGUAAAAGCGGACAGAUCACUUGAUAUUACUGAAGAAACAACGAGACGGCUAGAAAUGAGUGUGACCAAAGAAGGUUUGAUUGUUAUCUACUGUUGUGAGAGGAACACCAUGUAUAUCUGCGACAUCACAAACGCCAAGCCAGACUACGAAUUUCUACUGCCCUGCAAAAAUGUAAAUCCCGACGACAUUCACGAUUUUAGUUUUACUGUUUCUGAUAAAAAUGAAAUCAUUUGCACUAUUUCCAAAUAUGAAAACCUAAAAUGUUUUUACAUGUACAUCAUUACAAUGGAUGGUAAGCUGAAACGUGCAGUGCAAGUACAAGCUAAACAUUCAGAGGAAAGCGAAAUGAGUGUUGUCUUUAAUCAUGUCAACGAAACUAUUCUUGUCAGUUUGGAGAAAAUUUAUGAUGAUGAGUAUGAUUAUUAUGGCAGUGAUAGUGAUGACAGUGAUGACGAUGACAGUGAUGAUGACAGUGAUGAUGAUGAUGAAAGUGAUGAUAACAACAAUCGUUCUACUAACAUUGAUUUUCGUAAACACGACCACACUACUAUCUACAGUUUUUCAAACACUGGUGAACUGCUCAAUAACUUUAAUAUUCCGGAUUGGUAUGCACAGCUGAUAUCACAUCCAAAUGGACCUAUUGCUUUAAUGAAACACACUAAAGCAGUUAUAAUCCAAAUGUUAUAAUAUAAUAUAAUAUAAUAUUGGUAAGUUUUGGCCUUAGUUAACUAUAUAUGUUCAUAUAUAAUGUAGCUAGUGUUUGGUACAAAACUCAGAAUAUGGACAUUUUAUUCAACUAUACUAUGUUUUAUACAUUUCGGCUAUACUUUAAUCUUCAGCAGUAAAUAGCAUUGAAAUAUAGUCCUCACGAUGUAUUACAGGUAAACGACGUGAAGCGUUCAUAAGCGAAAAUAACUCGGUGGUUCAGUAAUGCUUGGUUAUUCCGUGACUUUAUAGUAUACAGAACUGUAUUGGUAUUGCAAAAUUUGAUUGAACUACUUUUUAUAAUAUUUUAUAUUUGAAGCAGUAAAUAAGCUGUAGCCUUAGUGUGGACAGACUAGUGGAAUAUUACUGCCAGAAAAUUAAUUACACUUAAAUAUUAAAUAGAAUUGACCAAGUAGUAAGAGGGGGGUAAGGGGGGUAAAGGGAGGUGUUGUACAACCCCCACCUUUUGCUAAGAGUGUCGGUAAAAUCGGAAAAAGAAAGACUGAUUGGCAAAAUAAGGGAGAGGUCAUUGGUAAUUUUUUUAUACAGCAUCUUUAUCAAGCACUUAUAUGUUGCUGUCUCAGUUUAAUUUACAAAUAUUUUACAAUAAAGACUUUUAAUCAAAUUGAAUUGCACUGUACUUUGGUACUGUUAAUUAGACCUUAAUACUGUUAGUCCUUACUUGAAG
Paramuricea clavata is the source of this 2703-nucleotide messenger RNA. The record is from the annotation of a GenBank genome assembly. NCBI's taxonomy places the organism in Eukaryota, Metazoa, Cnidaria, Anthozoa, Malacalcyonacea, Plexauridae.